GGUAAGGAGGGGGAGGAAUCAGAGAUUGUAGGACUAAAACACUCCGUCCAUUACAUUGUAAGAAAUACAGGAAAUACCUGAAAUAUCUGUCUCCGGUCACAGUUUUACUGUGCUUCUAAAUGCCUCACUCGGUAACAGGCAGCUCCAGGAGAAAGGAUUUCUGAAGAUGGAAAAAGGAUACCCAGCAGAGGAUUCGGCUCCACCAUAUCCUGGGCCACCUAUGAACUACGGGGGUGCCGUGCAGCAGCCAGGGAUGUACCCUCAGCCGGUCUUCUACCCUGCAGCGCCUCCACCUGCUUACCAGGGAGGUGCUCCUUAUGCUCCGCCCCCGGCUGCACCUGUCACAACAGUGACUCACAUGAUAGUAACGCCAGCACUAAAUGAUGUCCCGGGACAAACUGUGUGUCCCCACUGCCAGCAGACGGUCAUCACCAAGACAGAGCACACAGCAGGCCUGAUGACCUGGGCCAUCUGUGGUGGCCUCACCCUCUUUGGGUGUUUUCUUUGCUGUUGUAUCCCGUUCUGUGUUGACUCCUGCCAAGAUGUGGAGCAUCGCUGUCCUAACUGCAACAAUGUCAUCUACAUAUACAAGCGAAUGUGAAAGUGACUCAAUGCUUAUCUGUAGCCUUAACUUGCUCUACAACAUUUUUUAUACUGAUUAAAAUUAUAUUAAAUGCAGCUAUACUGACAUUGUUGUCAUUUUACGUCUCUUUUACAUUAUAAUUUCAAUGCUAAUCAAAUACAUGAUGAGGCAUCAAACUGUGGAUAUUACUGUAUAUUCAGCAAGCAUUUGUAGUACAUUAAACAUAUAAAUGCCAAUAAAAAAACAACCUUUUUUUCAGCUGUCUGCAGUAUUAUGAGUUGUCCAGCGGUGAAUCCAGUUGGUUGCUGGGUGUUUUACAUUUUCUGCCGCAUAAUUUCAUGUUUUCUCAGUGCCCCGUAUUUUCUUCUGUCUUUUCUCAUUGUGCUUCAUAGUUUGUAAUUCAUAGUUUGUAAUUCAUUGUUUUACUAAUUAUUCCUGUUUUUCUUUUAAAAGAAAGGCAUUUGUUGAAUGUUCUGUUUGAUCCUCUCUCAGAAGAGGGUCAACGAGACAGAUUACAGUCAUGCUAACUCCUCUGUGAGGCUACACACAGCAGUGCUUGGAGCUAAAUGCUCAUGUUAGUAUGUGAACAUACAGUGAAAAUGCUAACAUGUAGGAGAUAGGCUAUAAUAAGGUUCAACUUUUGAGUUUAGCGUGUUAGCAUGCUAACAUUAAAGGUGCAGCAGGUAAGACUUACAAAACUAACUUUCUGUCAUAUUUCAUUCAUUCUCCCUUGUGGGGGCAGGGGCUUAGGAGACCGUUUUGGGCUUUAGCAGAAAGGGGGGAGGGACUGAGAAGUUGUUCACACAAUCCUACCUACAGCACCUUUAACACUAAACACAAAGUAUGGUUACGGAGAUGUUUUUGUCUUGAGGUGUUUGGUCAUAAACCAAAGUAUUGGACAAAAAGAACUUUUGACUUGAUGGUGCUAAAUGAAAGGUUAGGGCACCAAAGUUAUCAUGAUUUAUCAUCUGGGGAUGCUGACCUUCAGGUAAUGUCACCAAUUAUCUGCAUGUACACAGUGUAUAUUUAUUGUAAUUUUAAAAUAAAUCGGACAACUAAUCUA
This is a messenger RNA of Perca fluviatilis (European perch), 1646 nucleotides long. Its product is annotated as cell death-inducing p53-target protein 1 homolog. Gene Ontology annotation, molecular function: zinc ion binding. Lineage: Eukaryota; Metazoa; Chordata; Actinopteri; Perciformes; Percidae. Bases 167 to 601 code for a protein of 144 amino acids. The record is from RefSeq and is a predicted model, not a curated record. The transcript has 5 exons.